Phytophthora infestans T30-4 is the source of this 353-nucleotide messenger RNA. RefSeq lists its product as uncharacterized. Lineage: Eukaryota; Oomycota; Peronosporomycetes; Peronosporales; Peronosporaceae. The transcript has a single exon. Bases 1 to 297 code for a protein of 98 amino acids. The record is from RefSeq and is a predicted model, not a curated record.
AUGAAGAGUGUCGGCAUGAAUCAGCAAUUAUUAGUAAGCGAUCUCCUGCACUCCAGAGCCCACGAGCUUCAACAGCUUCAAGACAAGGUGCACACGAUGACGGAGGCGUUAUAUGAUCUGAUGUUCGCUCGCGAGGAGUUUGAAGAGACGCUUAUACGAGAAGCCGAGGCCAUCAACGAGCUGACUGCAAGCGUCGGAGAGACUCGGGGCUACACUUCAUCACAUGGAGCUCUGCUGUGGCAAAUGACCACGCUACUACGGCGUGAUCCUUCAGGGCAGUCAUGCGGUGGCAAAUGAUUAAUUAUCGGAUGUUCCGAGUGUGUAUGAGAAAUGCAGUUUUUUCUUUUCUUUAA